Molecule: messenger RNA, 198 nt
Organism: Sparassis crispa
Lineage: Eukaryota; Fungi; Basidiomycota; Agaricomycetes; Polyporales; Sparassidaceae
Exons: 1
Coding region: 1-198 (65 amino acids)
Source: RefSeq, a predicted model, not a curated record
AUGUAUCAGCCCGCGCAAUUGCCCCUGCUGGACUGGUUCAUCCCCGCAGUCUUCGACUUCACCUCUCUGCGUCUGGCGAUCUCGUUCCUCUCCCCACUUGUUCAGAUCAGUAAUAAGGAUGAAUCCUCGGGACUCAGGCGACAAGCGCAUACUCCGGGUUUCGUCGUCCCUCCAAUCUACCACGUUACAAUCUCGUAG